UAACUAUUUUUUUGUCAAUCAAACCUGUCAUCAAACCUGUUCAUCAAACCUGUUUUCCACAUUUAUUUUCCUAUAAUUUUUUCCUUCUCCCUCUCUCUCCUCUUACGUGCACUUCCUGCACGUUUUUCUCACAUCCAUUUAUUCUCUAUAUUCUAUAUACUCGGUUGUUCUUUCUUAUAUCGUUAUUUCGUUUAACAGUGACCACUGUUGCAAGUGUUUGCGGUCUAAAUGUUCAUCUUCUCUCUGUUCAGUGUGAAAUUACAGUAUUAGAUUCUAGUGGUGUAUUUAAUUCUGGUUUCCUUUACGGAAAUAAUUAUUGGCUGGGAAGUCGUAGUCAAUGUCUCGAUACAAUGAAUACAGCUCGUCUACUGAAUUCAAAGCACAAAAUAUUAAAUGAGACACUGUAUUAUGAUUAUUAUUCACAACAGCAGUUUCCUUCUUUUGAAGUGAAUUAUUUUGUCGCUCAUUUUAGACACAACAAUACUCUUCAGUAUCAUGUGAAUAUAUUUGAAGAGGAUGUGAUUUUACUCGGACUCUGUUUGCCAGCGUCGUGCUCUAUAAAUGAAUUAAAUUUUAUUUUGAAAAAAAUACUUCAUGAUAAUUUCCUGAUCAAUGAUCUCUAUUUCAUGGAUUUUAAAUUGAUCGAGAUUAAAAACUUAAAGAUGAUUAUGAAUGGUUAUCCAGUAAAAUAUUAUUCUUCAUCUGGUAGAGGAAAAUAUAAAUAUAGCAAUUAUUCUCCAUAUCGAGAUAGUAAAAUUGAAAAAAUAUUAAUAUGCUUCUCCGUUUAUAGAAAUACGAGAGAAAUAUUUAAUACAAAACUAAAUGCCGGUGAAAUACCUGUCAUUCACGGAUUAAAAUUUUUAAGUAUGUUAUGUCUAAUUUUCCUCCAUACUUUUUAUUUCUCAGCAGAAUUUGUCAAUAAUAAAGGAUGGUUUCUGAGAUAUAAUGGCAAUUUUUGGAUUAGUUUAUUUGAUACUUUAGUGCUAUUAGUCGAUAUUUAUUUUCUUUCGAGCGGUUGUUUAGUGACUUAUUUGUAUCUGAGAGAUAAAACGAAUAAAGAAUUGAUUAAGCCAAUUGGUUACAGACAAAAAUUAAUGACUUUUUCUAUAUAUAUAAUAAAAAGAUUUAUACGGCUAACUCCGGCUUACAUAAUGACAUUAGGAAUAUUCUUAUUGAGCUCAAUUAAAUUGCAUAAGACUUCACAAUUUUAUAUGUACGAGAAAUCAUAUGAAACUUGCGAGAAGUAUUGGUGGAGAAAUCUUUUGUACAUAAAUAAUUUCUUUGGCCUCGAGGAAAUGUGCAUGAGUUGGAGUUGGUAUUUAGCUAAUGAUAUGCAAUUUUUUAUAAUUGCUCUAAUAAUAUUGAUGUUGUCAACUGUGUACUUUUAUGCCGCUGCUGUGCUGUUGGGUAUACUUUUAAUAGGUUCCGUCAUCCUUAAUGGUUACAUUUCAUAUAUUUAUGAAUACAUUCCAACUUGGGGUGAACAGUAUAGACUUUUGGAUAUCUUAUAUUUUCCACCAUGGAUUAGAAUAAUUCCAUAUAUUAUGGGAAUAAUUACAGGUUUCAUUUUAACGAAAAUAAAUAAUAACUUUGUCUUAGAAAAGAAAAAAAUAAUAUUAUGUUGGUUGCUUUCGAUCAUUAGCAUUAUUUUUAUAAUAUUUGGUCAUUAUACAUCCGUACAAUAUACAUCCGUUAAGAUUACUGCUAUUUAUAUUGCCUUGCAUAGAGUGUUUUGGGCCAUAAGUUUUGCAUGGGUUGUAAUAGCAUGUUUUACUAAACACGGAGGUAUCGUUAAUCAAUUGUUAUCAUUCAAAGGCUGGAUUCCUCUCAGCAGACUUACUUAUUGCACUUAUCUUUUAAACCCUAUCAUUAUACGAUCGAUUAGUUUGUGUAGUGAAGCGCCAUUUUAUUUUCAAUUUUUGUUUAUUCCUAUAUAUCUGGGAUAUGUCUUUCUGAGUUUCUUCUGUGCUUUUGUAUUGUCUUUAUUGAUAGAAAUACCUUGUAUCUCAUUAAUGCGAAUGUUCAUCCAAUACUUUAAUGUAAAAGAAUAUGAAUAUAUAAAUAAGAAAAAAUUGUAAUAUUCAAA
Molecule: messenger RNA, 2086 nt
Organism: Pogonomyrmex barbatus (red harvester ant)
Lineage: Eukaryota; Metazoa; Arthropoda; Insecta; Hymenoptera; Formicidae
Product: O-acyltransferase like protein-like
Molecular function (GO): acyltransferase activity, transferring groups other than amino-acyl groups
Source: RefSeq, a predicted model, not a curated record